CAAAUUACACCUAGUAAAAUGUGCGACAGGUCUGUUAACGUAUCUACUGUUGCCGGCUCUCUACAGCAAGGACAUCGUGACGGGGAAGGAAUCGAUGCUCUAUUCUACAAUCCUACUGGCUUGGCCUUUACAAUUAGCGGUGAUAUAGUAAUUGCUGACCAGUCUAAUCAUUGUAUCCGCAAAGUGACGUUACUUAGAGGAGACGACAUAUUCUCAUCACACGUAGAAACGAUUGCUGGAAUUGCCGGCCAUAGUGGCUACAGAGAUGGUACUGUAGAUCAAGCUUUGUUUUGCAACCCCUGGUCAGUGGCUGUUGGAGAGGACAACACUAUCUACGUGACAGACAGCGGAAACAGGAGAAUCAGAACGGUGGAUGGGUGUGGCAUGGUGAGAACAUUGGCUGGAUCAGGAAACAAUAGUUUUGAGGAUGGACAGGGAUUGUUUGCUGCUUUUAGGUUAUUAAGAGAUAUUACUCAAUCAGCAAAAAAGUCCAUCUUCUACAUUACUGAUGAACACCGUAUUCGUAAGAUAGAUGUGCAUGGUAAUGUCAUUACUAUUGGAGGAACACAAUGUAAUGGUCUGAGAAAUAGUCACCGCAGUGAUGCAAGGUUCUACUGUCCAUUGCAAAUAGCAUGCAGAAGUGAAGAUCAUGAGACAUUGUAUGUUGCUGACAGUAAUAACGGUGCUGUGAGAGCAGUACCACCUGACACAAAGAAUGUUAGAACAGUUGCUGGUGGCAAAGGUGCAUGGUCUUAUGAUGGAGCAAUAGGAAAGGCCACACUAAGUCGACCAUUUGGAAUUACUAUUGACAGCAAAGGUUGCAUCUUUGUGUGUGAUAAUGUAAAUCACAAGAUUAUAAUAAUUUCCUCUACCUUGGAGACGAUGACUACUCUAGUGGGAUGUCGUGAGGAAGGUUUAGUAGAUGGAAAUGGUGAGGAAGCGAAACUAAACUAUCCAUGUUGUCUUCUUCUGAAUGAGUCAACCCAUACACUUUACUUUACACAGCAACAUUGCAUUCGUAAAGUUAAUCUCCAACCGCAUUUUAUUCCACCACGACCAAACCUGGAUGUAUCAUUGGGUGAAGAUCAGAUGUUUCUUGUAGACAACGAGGAUUUGGCAGACGUUGUGUUUGAAGUUGAAGGUAAACAAAUGUAUGCAUGCAAAUGUGUUCUAAUUGCUCGCAGUCCUUAUUUUUCUCGUCUCUUCUCAUCUGGAAUGAAGGAAUCCCAUCCUCCACGCAAUGGACACGUAACCACAAUUCCAAUCCAAGAUGCAAGCUAUGAUGCUUUUCGAGCUCUCAUUGUGUAUCUUAUCACAGACAAGAUGAGUGUGGAUCUGAAUGACUUGAAGAUGGUAUGUCAACUUCUCGUUCUUUCUGAUCGCUUUCUGGCUUCCAAACUGAAGAGUUACUUUGAGCAGAUUGUGGCAGGACAGAUUAGAGUAGAGAAUGCAAUCGAAAUUUUGUGUUGGUCAGACACUCACAAUAUUCCACUGUUGAAAGAACUGGCCAUCACAUUCAUUUGCUGUCAUCUUGGUGUGAUGAGAGAAAGGGCUGAAAUGGAGCAACUCUCAUUUUCUUUACUAUUAGAAAUUGUUCAAAAACUACGACUAUAAGACACACAUGGUUAAUUGCCUGAUUUGACAUGUUGUUAUGUAUUUGUUGGUUAUUACUACACACAAUCAUACAUGUACUGUGAUGGCAUGUUGAUAUGGCUGUUGCAAAUGUAUUAGUUGAUUCACGUUUAUGAGUUUGUUGGUAACUUGUGUGUCAGAGUAUGAGAGAGCAAGUAGA
Messenger RNA from Corticium candelabrum, 1792 nucleotides. RefSeq lists its product as uncharacterized. The transcript is spliced from 2 exons. Bases 19 to 1614 code for a protein of 531 amino acids. The record is from RefSeq and is a predicted model, not a curated record. Gene Ontology annotation, molecular function: protein binding. Lineage: Eukaryota; Metazoa; Porifera; Homoscleromorpha; Homosclerophorida; Plakinidae.